Messenger RNA from Telopea speciosissima, 568 nucleotides. Its product is annotated as RNA-binding region-containing protein 3-like. The transcript is spliced from 2 exons. Bases 69 to 365 code for a protein of 98 amino acids. Lineage: Eukaryota; Viridiplantae; Streptophyta; Magnoliopsida; Proteales; Proteaceae. The record is from RefSeq and is a predicted model, not a curated record.
UGUCGUUGGCGAACGAUAGCAUUACAACACCGACUUUUGGCCGAGGGACUCUCGUUUCUGGGCCAUUGAUGAUACCUCGAAGGAGAGUGAUGAGUUCUCUUAGGAAUCAAGUUGUUUGUAUGGCUCCCGAAGAAGAGAAGAUGACCCGCCGCUCCCCUCUUGAUUUCCCUAUCGAGUGGGAGAGGCCAAAGCCUGGGCGUAGACCAGAUAUAUUCCCCCAGUUCAGUCCAAUGAAAACACCACUGCCGCCUCCAUUGCCUGCUGAUCCUCCGGAAGAAGAUGAGGAAGAGGAAGAAAAGAAAGAAGAAGAGGAGGAUCCUGAGAAUGAUGAUCCUGAUAAGCCAGAACAGCAGUCUAAGAUGUAGGUCGGAGUGAAGAGGUUGGUGCUCUGAAUGUUGAACCUUCGUCAUCAUCUAUUCAUCAACAUGCCACACUUUUUGAUGGAAGAUAAUUACCCUUCGCAAUGUGCCACACCUGCAAUGGGUAAUAGGUGGUGCAGAAUGCAUGGAAUAUCAUUUUUUGCAUCACAAGGCUCAGCCGAGUAGAGCUGUAGUUCGCGGCGGUGUUC